Messenger RNA from Didymodactylos carnosus, 676 nucleotides. Lineage: Eukaryota; Metazoa; Rotifera; Eurotatoria; Philodinida; Philodinidae. The record is from the annotation of a GenBank genome assembly.
AUGGGUAUUGAUUUAACAAUAGUGACUGUUUAUAUUUAUCGUUAUGUCGGACCAGUGUUAUUUGUAUUAGGCAUUAUUGGUAAUUUCCUUAAUGUUAUCAUAUUUCGAAGUAAAACAUUGAGAGUCUAUUCGUGCUCGAUGUAUUAUUUGGUGCAAUCCAUUGUGCAUUUAGUAUUUUUUUGUACUGUUUUACCAAUACGAUAUUUACUUGAAAGUUUUCAGAUUGAUUUAACUGUUCAAUCAGGUAGCUUUUGUAAAUUCCACUUGGUCACUUUGUAUGUUAUACGUAUUUUAUCGCCAUGUCUAUUAAUAUGGAGUUGCUUGGAUCGUUAUUUAUCAAGUUCAUCAAAUAGUAAAUAUCGUCAAAUGAGCCAAGUUAAAAUAACAAAAUAUACAAUACCAAUAACAAUAGUUUGCUGUUUUCUAUUACUCAUUUACGUGCCUAUUCAUUUUGACGUUUAUCAAACAACACCGACAAGUGCACCUGUUUGUUAUGUUGAAUCUAUUCAAUAUAGUCGAUUUCAUUCAAUUAUUUAUGCAAUAACAUCAGGUGUUUUACCACAAAUAUUAUCAAUUUUAUUUAGUUUAUUGACCCUGAAAAAUGUUCGAAAUCAAAGACAACGAAUACAACAUACCAUAUCAACCGUCAAUACAUCAACUUUACAUCAACGACGUG